This is a messenger RNA of Rosa rugosa (rugosa rose), 1775 nucleotides long. RefSeq lists its product as uncharacterized. NCBI's taxonomy places the organism in Eukaryota, Viridiplantae, Streptophyta, Magnoliopsida, Rosales, Rosaceae. Gene Ontology annotation, cellular component: cytoplasm; nucleus. The transcript is spliced from 6 exons. Bases 806 to 1168 code for a protein of 120 amino acids. The record is from RefSeq and is a predicted model, not a curated record.
UAAAAAAAUUUUGGGGGCGAUGAAUAAGCCCCGGCCCUCACAAAAAAAAAUAAAAGGAAAAAAGAAGAAGAAGCCCAACGGCCCAUCAGAAUCUCUUUGCUCUGCCUGAAGUUGCGAGGAUAGUGGCGCCGAUAUGAUACCCACGACCACCACACAUAUGAUACAACGGCCAACGACUCUUUCCCAGUCUGUCUCUUCGUAUUUGAAUAAUUUUCAGCCGCUCUUUCCUUGUUGAUUUCUUUCUUCUCUCAUUAUUAUGAUGUUGCAGUAGAUGGAGGGCAGUGGCAGUGAUAAUACCAUCCCCAACCAAAACAAGAUAUUUACUUGUAUUGCCAUAUCAGUCGAUUUACAGUUUUCAUCUGUAGAAAUUAGAUUCACGUCGAGUUCGAGUUCGAGUUCAUGUUCAUGUUAGGCAUAUGAAAAAGAAAUGAGUUGAUCCUUCUUCGCAUGUAGCUAGGUUGGCUUGAGCUACCAAAUUCCGGUUCAAAAGUGUGGUUUGCGCCUUUGAUCACAUAUCGCACUCACUGUUAUCUUUGUUUCCUUUGUAAAUACAGGCAAGUUAGACAGGAUGGAGCAAGAUAUGUGACAAGGAACUAAAAACUUUCGAGAGUGAACAGAGUGAUAGUUUCGUUGCUCUUCAUGCUUAGUAUGCUUUAAGGUCUAGCUUAAUUCACGCUAGUUUCAGACCCUACAGCAUUGAACCUUUUUGUUAGUUUUAACAGAGUUUUCGGCAUAACUCUGUAUCUUUCGUUUUUUCACCUCAACUUCACUUCACUUCACUACUUCAAUGUAACCUGAUAAUCAUAUGGGCCUUGCAACUUGUCCCAAGGAUUACUACAAAAUUUUGGAGGUUGAUUAUGAUGCAACUGAUGAGAACAUCAAACUAAACUACCGAAGGCUUGCUCUGAAGUGGCAUCCUGAUAAGCACAACGGUGGCAGUCACGUUACAGAAAAGUUUCAAGAGAUUAAUGAAGCUUACGAAGUGUUGAGUGAUCCUGCUAAGCGACUUGACUAUGAUCUAACUGAGAUUGAUAAGUAUACUUUACCGGAAUAUCUUGGCAGAUUUAGGGGAAUGAUACUUACAUGCAAUGGCCUGGGUAUUAGUCAUGCAUCAACAUGGUCACAACAAUUGAUGGAAACUGAUGGCUUAGCAGAGAAAUCAGCCUAAUAAGGUAGUGUACCUACGGAUUUAUAUAAAAUUUUCUGCCUCUGAUCCACUUUGGGUGAUCAAAACUCAAAUGCCUCAGCAUGAAUACAACACGAGGGAGAACCAUCAAGAUAUUGCUGCUGUCAAGGGUAGCCUGUCAAAGUGUCUGCGAGUGGUUCCAUCCAACUCAUUGAUGUGAGGCAAUGCGCGAGCAAAGAUGACAUCUAGGAGGUUGACGACAAAGGGGAUGCAAUAGGGUCCAGAGAUGAGGGGCACUUGUCUUGCCGCAAAAGACAGCGUCUCCGGUUCUCAUCAGCGAGUAUUAAGGUGUGGUUCUGAAAGCCCUGCCCCAGAGUCCCCUUUGUGAACACCAGGUUCCUUCUUUGCCGCCUUCUGCUUGUGCACCCUGCACCUUCACUGCAAACCAUCUUCAAGUGUCAUCUGAUUGAUCAGAUUAGUCAAAUCUUCUCCGCUUCUUGUUUCUGUAAUUUUUUGUGUAUAUUCUUUUCAUUGUUCCCAACUUUGUUGAAUUAAACCUCUCGAGAGUCGAUAGAGAAUGAGAUGAACAAACCAUCACUAUUGUUGAUUGGAUUCUGGCAUACAUGACAAUUGAAAAUCGAUUCUUGUA